UGUAUUGAAUGCUACAGUGAAUAUCAGUAGGAUGCAGAAUGUGAAUGUAACUGUAUUUCUGGAUUGACAGGGGUCUGUUGGAGGUCUUGCAGCUUGACUUUGAGACCAAGGAGUUGACUGAGCAACAAUUAGAGAGCCAGAUGAUCACAUGGCGUUUGGAAACAGGACACAUCAAGGAUGUUGGCGUCAUGAGGAUCUAUACCACCCAGAGAGACUACGUAGGCCUGACACCACUGGUCAUGGACAGUGAUGUGCUGAACACAGCUGUUCUGACUGGUAAGAAAGUGUCUGCCCCAGUCAGGACUCUGGCUGUGGAGGCUGACGGCACUGUCACCGAUGUCACCAACUAUACCAACUGCAGGUCCACUGACGAGAACGUGCUGAAGGUGUCGGAUCGUUGUGACUAUGUGUUUGUUAAUGGGAAGGAGACAAGGGGGAGGAUGAGGAUGGUGCUCAACUUCACCUACAGCUACCUGAGUGCCCAACUGGAGAUGAGUGUGUGGAUGCCCCGCCUCCCCCUGCUUAUCGACAUAGCCAACCCCGAACUCAGCCAGAUCAAGGGCUGGAGAGUCCCCGUGGCCGCUGGCAACAAGAGGACCAGCUGGGACAGUGAGGAAGAGGAGGAGAUGAGGAAGAGCAGAGGCUGCAUGCUACAGUACCAACACACUGUGGUCAGGGUGCUCACACCCUUUGUGGCCGAGCCGUCGGACCCAUCUCCAGACCCCAUGGUAGGGGGAUUGGGAGGGUCUCUGGAGACUUUCCUGGGGCCAGACUGGCAGGUGGAUGUCACCAGGCUGGUGCGCUACUCUCUCAGGGUAGGAGACCAAUCUAUAGCCAGACUACAGGCUGGGACUGUACUGCAGGGACGCGCUGCAGGGACCACCACUCUACAGGUGAUGUCUCCUCUGUCUGACUCGAUCCUGGCUGAGCGGAUGGUCAGGGUUCUGGAAGACAAAGUGAGUGUGACAGAGCUGGGAGUGCAACUGGUCUCUGGCCUCUCUCUGUCCCUCCAGCUCAGCCCAGGGAGAAACAUGGCCAUCUUUGCCACGGCUACAAUACAGGAAGUCAUGCAGAGACCCAAACAGGAGGCACUGGUCAGCUGCUGGAUCCAGUUCAGCGACGGCUCAGUGACCCCUCUGGACCUCUUUGACCGCAGCGUCUACUCCCUGACUGUGACCUCCGGGGACAAGAGUGUGGGGACCGUGCGCCGGACCCCCCAGUCAGCAUUUGUGGUGGCGGAGGGUGAGGGUCAGGGGGUGCUGGUGAAAGCUGAGCUGAGGAUCUGUGAGGAGUGCCAGAAGUCUAAGAGGAAGAGCAAGCUGGUGGUGGGCAAUGGGCUUCUUAGGGUCACUUUCCAGAAAGGCAGCAGGAUGGACGGAGGGGUCACUGGUGGUGGUGCUACUGGCUAUGGCAGUGAAGGUUCAGAGUCAGAGGUAGAGCCUGAGCCAGUCAUGACAUCACCACGGGAACUCACGCCAGUUGUGACCUCACCACGGGCUCUGACCGAGGGAGACGGAGACAGACGCUCGUUCAGGAGCACCGUGCCAGACUGCCAGGACAGCACUGUAACUGAUGUCACCACGUCAACAGCCAGGGAUCAGAAAGUGGCUGGAGGUGGCAUCUCUACCAUCAGAGAGGGCAUCAGCAGCACCACCACCAACACUGAUAGUAGUACCACCAUCAGGGGAAAACCUGGCAUGGACAAACCUCAGGUGUCUGGCAGACCUGGCAGAGACAGAAGCCUGGGCAGAGGACAGGGGCUGAGGAGAGACUGGGGGAACCUGGUGGAAAACCCCAACCAGAAGAAAGAGAUGCCCAAAGCAGAGGCACCACCCCAGAAAGAGCAGCCCAAGCCACCCCAGGUGGUGGAGAGUGACCUGGUGAAGACGUUCAAAGCCAUGUCAGACCUGGAGAUUGGCAUCUUUGCGCUGGUGGGAGUCUCUGUCCUGGCCAUCCUGGCCUUCCUACUCAACUGCGCCUCCUAUAAUCUCUGCUUCCGGGUCAACAAGACCCCUGCCCAGGGCAACCCAGACCCCAACGGCCCCAAGGAGCAUAGGCACGACUGGGUGUGGCUGGGGACCAGCACAGGGCCAGCGCCGCACAACCCACCCCAGGUCUCCACCAUCAAACGGGAGAACCACGGCUCUAUUGAGUCCCACUGCAGCCUGCAGAGACAAUGCUCCACAGAUAGCCACCGGGCUCUGGAGAGCAGCCUGAGUAUGAGUGCUAUCCCAGAGAGGACUGCCACCUUGGGUAGGAGGAGCAGCUCCCAGCAGGUUCCCACCCUGGACCCCAUGGCUCAGGGUUCAGCCACCCUCCUAGCCAAGCCAACCCGCAGGGAUCCACUCCACUCCCCCACCAGCAAGAGGAAUCAGGUCCAGUUCACCACCUUCACCACACUGGACAUUAAGCACUUGGCUGCCCUGAAGAGGAACGGAGUGGACUUUAACUGGGCCAGUCAGGCUGGGGGAGCUGGGGAGCCUAAGGGGCCACUACCUGACAUGCUAUGGCCUGUAGUCACACCCCUGGGCCAACCACAGUGAUACUCCACAUGGGUUCUGUGUGUGUGUGUGUGUGUGUGUGUGUGUGUGUGUGUGUGUGUGUGUGUGUGUGUGUGUGUGUUCUGAACCUGUUUAAGUGUUUAAAUGUGUACAACUUAGUGAGGAUACACUUUCUAGUACACAUGGAGUAUACACAUAUUAAUAGGUGUAAGGUCUCUUCCUUUCCAUUAAGUCACACACAUGACCAAAUUACCAAAUUAAUGACCAGACCUCAUUAAUACGGGAUGGUGAAAAGUGUUGUAUGCUUAUAACUGCAAAUAAUGUACUGUAUAUUUCUACAGAUUAUUGUUUACACAUUUCUAACUGUUUAAAUGCAUUUAAUUACUGUUUCAUUUCAUGUCACUUUUGAACAUUUGUAUGGGAAAAUGCAUCAUGAUAUAUUUGUAUGUGGUUAUACACUUUCCAGGCUUUGUAUAUUUCUAUGACUCCUCAACAGAAUAGCUUUAGAGUUUGUUCAAUUUGUCAGAGAAAAUGCAAUAUUUAUAAAAUAUAUUAUUGUAAAGUUAUUUUAUGCAUACCCCCCUUUUCAGUGGAUAUUUAUUCAAAUUGUAUGUGUUAUACAAAUACAGUUCAGAGUUUGAAUUUAAU
Salmo salar (Atlantic salmon) is the source of this 3149-nucleotide messenger RNA. The record is from RefSeq and is a predicted model, not a curated record. Lineage: Eukaryota; Metazoa; Chordata; Actinopteri; Salmoniformes; Salmonidae.